This is a messenger RNA of Mauremys mutica (yellowpond turtle), 1223 nucleotides long. RefSeq names its product CMRF35-like molecule 2. Bases 408 to 1223 code for a protein of 271 amino acids. The transcript is spliced from 6 exons. The record is from RefSeq and is a predicted model, not a curated record. Gene Ontology annotation, cellular component: plasma membrane. Lineage: Eukaryota; Metazoa; Chordata; Testudines; Geoemydidae. Gene Ontology annotation, molecular function: transmembrane signaling receptor activity.
GUACUCCUGUUCUUUUCGCAGAUACAGUUUGCGUGUUUAAUAUGAAGGGUUUCAUGGUGGAAAUCCACACACAUUUCAGGAACUCCUUCCUACUGCAGCUUCCAUUUUCCACCAGACCCUGUAAUAGCUCCUGGUACAAGUAGCAACAAACAAAAACAGAACAUCCCAACCACAGCAAUCAAACCACCAUGCACUGAGUCAGACACUUCCCCCUUAGUCUUUUAAGAGGGAAGUGAGAUAAGAAGAAGCCUUGCAGUGAAAGAACUAGUUAGAGAGGCUGUUUCAUUGCAAACGCCUACAGGAGAAACCCGGACCCGGUGCUUCCCAGGAACACAAAAGAAGGAUUUUCCUGGAGAGAGACUCACCUGGAAUCGACGUCCCACCGGGCAGUGGGCAGAGGCAGAGCAAUGAGGAUUUUCCCCAUUCUGGGUUGGAUGCUUUUCCCAGGCUGCUGGGCCGUGACGGCCCCCAAAGCAGUGCGCGGCCCCGCGGGCGGGUCGGUGGCUGUGUGGUGCCAGUACCGGGAGGGCUUUGAGGAUAAUCCGAAGUUCUGGUGCCAGAAAGGAGGUUUGGUAGCAGUCUGGAGCUGUUCCAACGGUCACAUCGUAGAGACCGACGGGUCGGAGGUGGAGGUGACGCGGGGCAGAGUCUCCAUCCGAGACAAUCGCACCCAGCGCGCGUUCACCGUGACCGUGGAGAACCUGACACUGGCAGACGCCGGCACGUACCUCUGCGGGGUGGGGAAGAGGUGGGAUUUUGAUCCCACGGCCACUGUGGAACUCACCGUCUCCCCAGCUACCACUUCCCCUCCCCCAACAAUAAGGUCAUCAUCACCGACAGUGCAACCAGCUUCUUCUUCCCCCUCAAUAUCUAGUUCCCUCUGGACAACUGCUGAGGAAGGGAAAUCCAGCUUCUCCACUAACCAAGAUCCCGCUGCCUCUGAGGACCGAGCCCCAGACCCAGACAUCCUCCUCCACAUCCUGCUACCAUGCGUCCUGCUGGUUCUCAUUUUGUUUCUGCUCGCUGCUGUGAUGUUGGUGAGAGUGUCCAAGAAGAGGAAAAAAGAGCUUUCAGAAGCAUCUGUGCAGAGGGACAAGAACAUCAACCUGUCAAAUUUGCAGCCCAUCUAUGCCAACGUGGAGCAGCGCCCCAAGACAACACGCCCAGCCAAGCCCCCUGAGGAAACCCUGUACAGCCUUGUGAAGCAGCCGCCCAAACACUAA